This is a messenger RNA of Onthophagus taurus, 837 nucleotides long. The record is from RefSeq and is a predicted model, not a curated record. NCBI's taxonomy places the organism in Eukaryota, Metazoa, Arthropoda, Insecta, Coleoptera, Scarabaeidae.
AUGUUAUACGACACCGGAGCGGCACAUUCGGUAAUUAGUGCUUUCACAUGGGUUAAAAUAGGCAAACCAAAACUUAAACCGACACCAAAUCUGAUUGCAUACACUAAUUUGGAAAUUAAGACCUUAGGAAUCGCGAAGGAACUAGUAACAGCAGAAAUCAACCGAUUGGUUGACCAAGACGUUUUAGAAUUGGUAGAUGUAAGGUCUACUCCUAUUGAAUGGGCUUCACCGGUAGUUGUUGCUGAUAAGUCGAACGGAAGCGUGAGAUUGUGCGGGGAUUUUCGCGUGACCAUAAAUCCUUAUGUACAGGUCGAUGAUUACUCGACAUUUGAAACAAUUACUGCAAAGUUAAGCGGCGGGCGUUAUUUUUCUACCAUAGAUUUCAAAGACGCAUAUUUUCAAUUAACGGUACAUCCUGAUUCGCGCAAUUAUUUAGUUAUUAUAACACAUAAAGGAUAUUAUAGAUAUAAACGAUUACCAUUUGGAGUAUCGUUUGCUCCAGCAUUAUUUCAACGAACGAUGGAUGCUAUUCUUUCGGGAAUAGAUGGCGUGGUAUGUUAUUUGGACGAUAUUUUAAUAUCCACCCCUGACUUAAAUCAACAUAGUCAACGCUUACACCAAGUUUUACAAAGACUUCAAAACGCUGGAAUUCGUACUCAGAAAUCGAAAUGUCAUUUAUUUAAAAAUAAUGUAACCUUCUUAGGGCAUCGAAUUGAUGAGAAGGGCCUACAUCCAACUCAAGAGAAACUAGAAGCUAUUAAACAAAUGGCUGCACCGACAAAUACGACAGAACUUCGAUCGUUUUUAGGAGCAAUUUCAUAUUAUAUGAACUUUUAA